This is a messenger RNA of Carassius gibelio (silver crucian carp), 4808 nucleotides long. RefSeq names its product semaphorin 7A (gene sema7a). Bases 67 to 1971 code for a protein of 634 amino acids. The record is from RefSeq and is a predicted model, not a curated record. Gene Ontology annotation, biological process: axon guidance; regulation of inflammatory response; neural crest cell migration. The transcript has 14 exons. Gene Ontology annotation, molecular function: chemorepellent activity; integrin binding; semaphorin receptor binding. NCBI's taxonomy places the organism in Eukaryota, Metazoa, Chordata, Actinopteri, Cypriniformes, Cyprinidae.
GAGUCAAGACUCUUCAUUUGGAAAGGUUGGAGAUUAUUCAGAGCGGAUAGAUUGUAUAGGAGGACAAUGAUAAAACGGCAAUAUUUCUCUGUCCAGAUCAAGGGAAAUUUGGCGUAUCUUUUGCUUGUCUAUGGCGCGUUCUUUCAUUGUGUGUUUUGCUCUUACAAUCCCAGAUUAACUCUAAAACAAGAUGAUGCUCCUCUUUUAUACAACAGAAAUUAUAGUCGUACAGUCAUAUUCCAUCAGGAAGGAUCAAACAGUCUGUUUGUUGGAGGAAUAAAUCAUAUUCUACAUUUUGAUGUAGACAGUCGUCAGAUUGUGGAGAACUUUACUCUCAAUCCAAAAUGUGGUGAGGGCUCUUGUGAAAAUGUAGUGACAGUAAUUGAAAGAUUUGAAAACUACACAUUUGUCUGUGGAACAAAUGGAGAACAGCCACAGUGUUGGAAACUGUCCUCCAGAGAAAGCAAUCAUUCCACAAAGGGUGUAGAUGGCACAGGAAUCUCACCUCAUACAGGUUCACAAAACUCCUUGUCCCUACUUGCAGACGGAGAUCUCUAUGCAGCAGCUCCUUUAUACAGUGAUGGAACCCUGCUGCAGUUUCGCAGAAAAGGUGGAAAACGAACCAGCGUCUGGAUGUAUGAUCAAUGGGUCUCAGAACCCACUUUUAUUUCAAGUUUUCUGGCCCAGCGCCAGAAUGACACAUUGAAUGAGAAGAUAUAUGUCUUAUUCCGUGAGAAAAACUCAGACACGAGUCCAGAGGCUGAUCCUUGGAUAUCUAGAGUGGCAAGAGUGUGUAAGGUCGACCAGGGUGGUCCCAAGCAGUUGCUCCAGAACAUCUGGACCUCCUUUCUGAAGGCACGACUUGUGUGUGGGAUUCCUAGAGAGUCGCUGUAUUUCAACCGCUUACAGGACAUUUUCAUCCAACAUGCUGAUGACUGGAGGGAUUCACGAGUGUAUGCACUUUUCUCCAGCAGCUGGAACUCUACUGCUGUGUGCAUUUACUCGUUGGCAGAGCUUGAUGAUGUUUUUGAGAAUUCCUCGUUCAAAGGAUAUUCUGCGGCAAUCCCCACCCCAAGACCAGGAACUUGUGUCAAACAAAGCAAUUCCAUUCCAACUUCUACUCUUCAUAUCAUUAAAGACCAUCCAGAGAUGAAGAGAUGGAUUGAACCCAUUCAAAAACAAACACCUUUCUUCACAAGUAAUAAGAACUUUACCAAGAUAGCCGUUGACCGGGUCCAAGCUUCAGAUGACAGCUUGCACAAUGUGCUGCUGCUUGCAACAGACAAUGGAGUAAUCUUAAAGAUACUGGAGGAUGGCUCCAGUGCAUUCAUCAUCUCUGAAACGCAUCUGUGCAAUGGUUCAGCACCCGUACAUUCGAUGAAACUCGACUCUGAGAAGAGGAAGCUGUUUGUAGGAUAUCCCGGACAGAUUUCCAUCUUAGAUCUGCAGAGAUGUGAAGAUUACAAUGCUUCCUGCGAAGAAUGUGUACUUUCUCGUGAUCCAUACUGCGCUUGGACUGAACAAGGCUGCACAUCACAAACCAGAGGAGGAAUACAAAACAUUGCUGAUGGACUCACUAAAGUAUGUCACCAAAAAUCAGGGGGAAGAUUCAGAAGAGAAGUGAAACAGCCACUGACAGCUCCAUUAAGGAUUCAACACUUUGUGCACACUGGUAUUCCCAUCUAUCUCUCUUGUCCUGUCGAUUCUAAACAUGCCACUUACAAAUGGGAACAUAAUCAAAAGAGCAUCCCAUGUCAGCAGACCCAGUCAGAUUGUCUCCACCUCAUUCCAGCCAUGACAAAUGACAAGAAUGGUGACUACAAAUGUACAUCUCAUGAACUCGAUUAUACCAGAACUGUGAGAGAAUACACGGUUGAAUUUAGAAUAGAGAAUGCUGCUUUCAAACUGAGAGCCCAGAACUGGUUAAUGGCCACAUUUGUCACUAGUGCCUUCUUUCUGCGCUCACUUUAAGGUCAAGGUUGUUUUAUAAAAGUCAGUGCUUCCAUCUUCAAGCUUUUCUGAUGACCUGUAAGCUGAUUAAAACCAUCAGUCACACAUUGCUAGGCCCCCAGUGUUUGGUCUUCUCAAGCGAAGUUUAUAGGCAAGUAAGCACUGAAGUAAAAGAUAGCAUCCGUCCUAGACAACUCGCAGUUAUAUGCUUGCCAUCUGUUUAGUGGGUGUUUAGUGACAUUGCGGUCCAAAGUCUUUCAUCCUGGACUUUCAUCUUUAGAAACUGGAAAUUCUCUUGACAUUUUUAGGGUUUAGAUUUGUUUUAACAAACAAAAAGCUCAUAAAGGGAAACGAAGACAAUGUUCAGGGUCGUGUCUAGAGCAUUUUAAAUGGGGGGGGGGCCAGACUGGGUCACCACCAUAAUUAUUUAUUAAUAAUUAAAUACAUUUAUAUUUAUAAUUUAAGCACUUAAAUUAAAAUAAGAAUGAAUAAAAUAAAUAACUAGAAAUGGCUGACUAUAUUCAGAUUGCUUCCAUUAAGUGAGAGAAGCCUGCUCUUCAUUUUUCAGUUCCUCUGUGUUUCAGUGAUACGAGGACAACAUUUGAGUGUACACAUAAUAUCCAAGCGAGAGCAGAGCUAAUUCAUAAAAGAGCAACAAAUGUUUUGAAGCAAGCGUCCAGUUUGGUGUGAGUGAAGGAAAUCCGCUUGCAAGUGGAGAUUCGUGCUUGCGCAUUAGGCCUACAUGGAUCGCGUAACAUUAUUCGCUCAGGAUUUUGAUUAAGAUUACGGUAUGGAAGCCGCCUAAAAUUAAGUAUAAAGAAGAGAAGAAAGCAGCCCUUGGCGGCUGCCUACACAUGCCAAGAUCCGCCACUGCCAGAUGCAGUUAUAAAUACUAAAUACGAAUCUAUUGUGAGAUAUCUGAUAGUGGGUACUUGGGGUGGCUAGCCAAAUAUAAGGGGGCAGUAGAUGGCAGUAGAUGGUAACAAGUGACUGUUUUCAUGAGUGAGCCGUUGAAUUAGUCAUUCAACCAAUUUGUUAAAAAAAUGCAAAUUCUUUCAGAAACCAACAAGAUCAGUGAUGGUCUUUGUGAGUCACUGAAUUAUUCACUCAACAGAUUCAUUUAAAACUAUGCUGACUCAAAAUAUUUAAAAUCGUUCUUUAUUGAGGACUGAAACGCAGAUACUUGUGUUGCUUAGAGACAUGCAACAAUUUCACACUGGUUUUGUUUGGAAUUUUGUUUCAAACUUUGUUUUCCUUAAACUUGUUUUUUGGAUUGUUGUAUAAAAACAUUUACACACUCGCAGAUGUGCACUUUAAAUUGCUCACACUCACACUGUUCUCAUCCACUGGUCAAAAUGCACAACACUGCUUGAAAGACAUGUGUUCUCUGAUGUAAACAAGUAAGCAUGAGAAGCACAUGAGGGAACACGUAAGAGAUGCACUGAAUGAAAGCACUCUUGCUCUCUGACAGUAGAUGGCGCUAAACUGCAGAAAAUCUGGAAACCCCAUAAAUAAAGCAUUUAAAAUGUAUUUAAAUACCCAUUCAAGUUUGUGGAUUUGCUAUUGUGUUCAUCACAGCACCAAAUACUUUAACAUUUAGACUUAAUAGGCUAUUUAUUUUCAAACGUUUUUUGCAUUUUAAUCUGGACCACAACAUGCUCUAGAUAUUGUUUGAAAGUGUUUUGUUUCUUUGUUCAUUCACACUUUACAUUAGGGCUUCAUUAGUUAACAAACUGCCAAUGAAGAAUUCUUCUGAACAUUCAUUAAUCUUAGGUAUUCCAAUAUUUAAUAACACAUUGUUAAAAUCAAAAGUUGCAACUGUGUUAUUUAAUGAGCUAACAUGAACUAAACCUUAUAUAUUUUUAACAAAGAUUAAUGAGUUCUGUAGCAAAUGUAGUUAUUGCUCAUUGUGAAUGUAAAUGCGUUACCUAAGGUUAACUAAUGAGGUCUUAUUGUAAAGUGGUACCCGUGUGUCUUUAUAUUUCUUUUGCACUUUAAUCUCUGUAAAACUUUUAACUUGAUAUAUUUUCUGUAUUGAUUUACUGUAUUUAAAUGUUCAGUUAUUUUUGUUAUAAGAAAAACUUUUUAAACCUGCUAUACUGAAUUAAGAUCACUUACUGGAAACUAAAUUUAAUUACUGUGAUAAUACCGUAUAAUGUGAAAAAACAUGAGCAAUUAAUCGUAACAUGAAAAUUGUAUACCGGCAUAUCCCUAUUUGAGAGAUUGUGUCCGCUUAUUAAUUAUAAUGUUUGGCUCUCAUUUUUGCAAGUGCUUGCUUUCGUAAUUCUUUUCUGCUAUUUGUAUUGUUUUAAGCACUCUCCCCCAAACUGUAUAGUGCUAGUUUUCCAAGAAUUAGCUUUUACAUUAAGAAACAGAAAGAGAAAAUAUUUGGGUGUUAUAUCCGUAAAGUUGUUCAGGAAGUCUGAGGAAGUUUGAGGAAAUCUGGGUGUGGUGGGCAAACACGAAGGUCACUUUUGGACUUCAGACCUUUUGACGGCUGCAUUAUUGUUUAAAGAAAAAAGGCUAUCAGUGGGACUGUGGGAAAAUAAACAAUGGAUCUUUUACAGUUGAAAUAUGUAACAAAAACAUUUCCUGGAGGAGUUCUCUUAAUUUCCCACCUUAUAUUUUAACUCCGUAUUUCACAACUAUAAAUAUAAAGUAAUUUCAGAAGCUGUUGUGUUUGUAGGGAAUGAAAAAGGAGCGCAAUAGGCUGUAGACAACUGAAUGUUAUGAAAAUUAAGGGAAUUGUAUGUAUAUUCUUGACAUGUUAACUCAAAUUUGUUUCUGCAGCUGCCUUUAUAUGCAGAACCACGUAUUAGUCUUGCAGACAUUAAAUAUUGCCAUUGAUAGCAGGAAAA